Coregonus clupeaformis (lake whitefish) is the source of this 971-nucleotide messenger RNA. RefSeq names its product toll-like receptor 13. NCBI's taxonomy places the organism in Eukaryota, Metazoa, Chordata, Actinopteri, Salmoniformes, Salmonidae. Gene Ontology annotation, cellular component: membrane. Gene Ontology annotation, molecular function: transmembrane signaling receptor activity. The record is from RefSeq and is a predicted model, not a curated record. The transcript is spliced from 2 exons. The coding region runs from base 81 to 971 and encodes 296 amino acids. Gene Ontology annotation, biological process: inflammatory response; toll-like receptor signaling pathway; immune response.
CCAGUCUGAAUACACUUGUGCACUUGAGGGAUUUGCAACUUACAGGAGUAGACCUCAAUCGGCAGACUGGUCUUGCGAUCAUGUUUCACAAUUUGACCAGACUGGAGACUCUGAUGCUCCUUGGCUGCAGGAUCGACUACCUGGAAAAGGACAUUAGCAAAGACUUACAGUCAUUGAGAGAAUUACGUUUGGUUAUUAACAAUGAGCUUACAAUCAUGGAAGAAUUCCCUGAGCCCCUGAAAGGCCUAAAGUAUCUGCUUAUACAAGAUCUACUUUUACAAUGCAGUUGCAACAAUGCUUGGUUUGAUAACUGGGCGAAACGAAAUCGACAAGUUCAGGUCAUGUUUUGGCCUUUUACAUUGGGAAUGAGGGGAAUAAAUUGCAUAGAUGAGCAUGGCACUCAGAACUUCCUCAAAUACUCCCAAAUCCAUUGUUCAAUGGACGUAGGAUUCAUUUUGUUUGUUUCCAACACGCUGGGCCUCCUGCUCUUCAUGCUGGUGGUGCUGCUACAUCACCUGGCUGGCCAGUAUCUGCUGGCUCUAUUCUACAUCGCUCGCGGCUGGUUGGAGGAGGCCGUGUUUCGGAACAACAAGGGAUGCUACAGGUACGACGCCUUUGUCUCUUACAGUGGGAAAGAUGAGCACUGGCUGGGGAAGGACAUUGUGGACAACAUCACAGACAGUCUCUACAGCAGCCGCCGGACUGUAUGCUUGGUCAGCCGCCACUACCUCCGCAGCAACUGGUGCUCUUUGGAGAUGAAGCUGGCCACUGACCGGCUGUGGGUGGAGCAAAGGGACAUCCUCAUCCUGGUCUUCUUGGAGGACAUCCCUCCUCACCAUCUGUCUGCCCACCACAGGCUGGCCAGACUGGUGAAGACCAGGACCUACCUGGACUGGCCAAAAGAGCCAGAACAAUACCAAGCUUUUUGGGACCGACUUUGGGUUACGCUGGCGCCAAAACAUGGCCAGUGA